This is a messenger RNA of Lactuca virosa, 1491 nucleotides long. The record is from the annotation of a GenBank genome assembly. Lineage: Eukaryota; Viridiplantae; Streptophyta; Magnoliopsida; Asterales; Asteraceae.
AUGAGUCGCUAUCUCAAAUACCAUCCGACGGCUCAUGUUAAUCUGGAUCCACUCACCAUACAAAACCAAAUGCCCCCACCAAUUUCUUUUUCUUAUCUCACCACACUUCCCACGGUGGUAAUGGCCGAAAACCAACCACCGUUGCAGCCGUCAUCUGCGCCGCCGCCACCACCGUCGUCUCCGCCACACUCUGGCUCCGAUAAUCCCGAUCCAACACAAUACUGGUGUUACCAGUGCGAUAAACGAGUCCCCGUCGAAACCCGACCCGAUGAUCCCGAUAUCAUCUGUUUCGAGUGUAAGAACGGAUUUGUCGAGUCGAUCUCAGUUCCUUCUCACGCUCGACAAGUCAGCGAUGAAGAUACUCCUGCUUUCGGAAACGAGUUCCUACAGGUGCUCAGGUUAAUUGCUCAGUCGGCGGGUGAGGACGACGAGCCUCCUCCUCCUCCUCCUGCUGCAGAUCAUCCCGUUGGCGACAACGAUUAUCUCCGUAUCGAGCUCGAUGGAUGGGAUAACCGUAUCCUUGACGUCAACGAGGUGGAAGAAGAGGAGGAUCCUCAAGUAGACGAAGAUAGGGCUCGAUUUUACUAUGACGAUGAAGACGACGACGACGACGAUGAGCAAGAAGAAGAAGAGACCGAGAAUCGGAACCAAGAAGAGGAGGAGACGGAUGAGGAUUUCGUCAGAAGAGAAAGGCGUGACGUGCUCCGUCUUCGCCUCCGCGACUUCGCGAGCCGAGCUGCAAACCGUCGUAACCGGAUUCUGGAUUGGGCAGAGAUCCUAAUGGGACUCGAGGACCAGUCUAUCGAAUUCAGGCUACAAGUUCCCGGAGAUGAUGAUGGUUACAUAGGCAAUCCUGGAGACUACGUCGACGCAGCUGGAUACGAAGCUUUAUUGCAAAAUCUCGCAGAGAGUGAUAGCGGUGGGAGGAGAGGCGCGCCGCCUGCCGGAAAAUUAGCGAUCGAGAGCCUACAAACAGUCGAUGUGAAUUCAACUAACAUGGAAAUCUGCGCGAUUUGUAAAGACAGAGUGUUCAAUAACGAAGACAAGAUCGCUAAGCAACUAGGGUGUGGACAUAUGUAUCAUGGAGACUGUAUAGUGCCAUGGUUGGGUUCGAGGAAUACUUGUCCUGUUUGUAGGUAUGAGUUGCCUACAGAUGAUCCUGAAUUUAAGAAGCUAGUUGACACAACAAGAAACUUCUUGGCAAACCUUCCUCUUCUCUCUUCUGCACAAGCAUUAACUACGUCUCCUUUUUCCCUUAACCUGGCAUGGAAGCCUAAUGCUCUUCCUUCCCUUCAACUUGUCGGAAUCUCAUUGAUAACCCAACGUUACUCCUCGUCACCGGAAGUCCCACCUCCGCCACCACAAGUUACCUUCUCUAUCAUCGUCGCAACCGCCACAGCCACCACCACCCAAGGUACAAUUCGCCUCACCGGCAUUGACAUGCCGCUACCGCCACCCUUUCUGUAUCUAUUGUCUUGUAACUCUGGCUAA